This is a messenger RNA of Radiomyces spectabilis, 2339 nucleotides long. RefSeq names its product WD40-repeat-containing domain protein. Gene Ontology annotation, biological process: maturation of SSU-rRNA from tricistronic rRNA transcript (SSU-rRNA, 5.8S rRNA, LSU-rRNA). Gene Ontology annotation, molecular function: protein binding. The coding region runs from base 141 to 2216 and encodes 691 amino acids. Gene Ontology annotation, cellular component: nucleolus. The transcript is spliced from 6 exons. Lineage: Eukaryota; Fungi; Mucoromycota; Mucoromycetes; Mucorales; Radiomycetaceae. The record is from RefSeq and is a predicted model, not a curated record.
ACAAGUGACGGUCUUUCAUUUGAAAUUCAAACUUUUUUUUUUUUUGUGAGAUCAGGUCGCUCGAAGAAAAAAAAGCAGCCCGGAAAGACAGAAGUAAAAAAAGACCGUUUUUGUACCGCUUGACAGACAGAGGUUGAACCAUGGGCAAACAAUCUUUUAAACGUAAUCCCAAUACGUCCGUGGUGACAACGUCCGAAACGGCGGCGGCUACCGCUGGUAUCUUGUUCUCGGCAUUUGACGACGGUGUCUCGGCUGAUCAGUUUGCUAUCGUAACUCAUGGCGUUGAUCGCCAACGAUUACGAAUUUUUAACGUUCGCAGCGGCACAGUUAAUAACGAUUACGCAUCAGAGAACAAGGAAAAGUUUACUUCGUUGACAUGGGGUCGCAUUGUCCAUAGUGAUCUGAUUCAGAAUGCCACCGCGAAAAGCAACAAAAAGGCCAAAAAACCAACAUCAAAGACCAUUCGUGUGAUUGCUCUUGGCACCCAAAGUGGCAAUAUUCUUUUCUUCUCCCUUGCUCACGGCGACAUUGUCCAUUCAUUAACGGGAUCACAUACCAUGCCUGUCACUGAUUUUGUUUUCAACCAAGACGGCACCAGAGGAUACUCGGUAUCACACGACAACUAUAUUGUGGAAUGGAAUCUUGAAGACGGAACAGAGAUCACCAAAUGGAAGACUGAAGUUAAAAAUGCCCGCAAACUCAAAUUAAGUCAUGAUGAAACCAAAUUAGCCAUCGCCAGUCAUCGAAUUCACCUCUACGACGUCAAGACCCGAGAAGUGAUCAAGCAAUACACAGGCCAUGCAAGCUAUGUAAGCCAUUUGGCUUUCUCGCCCAAGGAUGAUAUUUUGGUCUCAAGCGCUGAGGACGAUCGAUACAUGAAUGUUUGGGACAGUCAAACUGACAACCAGAACACGAACAAUUUAUCGUCAUUAACCAUUGAAAGCAAUGUUGCACACAUCGCUUUCUCAUCCACCGAGUCGGCCGUACUGGCAGUGUCAGAAGACGGUAUGGUAGCGAUUUGGCAAAAUGCGGGGGGUACUUCUGCUGGAUCGUCGGCUCGUGGCCAUUCUCGACGCAAGAUGAUCCGAUCCUUGACCCGACAACCCGAUUCCUCUGUGAAAAUUGUAUCCGAGGAAGCGGAAGAUGCGGUCAUUCCUAUUCUGUUGGCAGCCUUUAUUCCUGAUAAUAACGGUAAAUCCAUCAUGGUGGCUCGUGGUUCCAGUGUCAAACCCUCUUUCGAGGCAGUGCGUUAUACCAAUGAGGAGACGCACGCUGUGAUGAGUGAAGUUACUCUGACACGACAUUCAGUGACCAACUUUUUGCUCGACGACGCAUCGAUUGCUGCCAAUAACCUGAAACUGUCACGAAAGGCGUACGAUGAAAUGUCGGUGAAUGUGCUUGGUGAAGGCGAUUUUGUGAUUCAAAAGCCAGCUUUGAAAGAAGCCGAGGCGGAAUCGGAGCUUACCAUUGAGCAGAAACUGCAAUCCAUGAAUGUGGAAGAGGAGGAAGAAGAGGAGGAGGAGGAUCAGGAAGUCGAGGUGACGAAACAGCGCGUACAAAAUCCCACACCCGGCGUCCCAUCUGCAGGAUCUUUGCAGCAAGCCCUCGUACAAGCACUACAUUCCAACGAUCGCCAACUGUUGGAAGCAUGCUUGGGACACAAAAAGGAAGUCGUUUACAGCACGGUGCAAAGAUUACCAGCAAAUUAUGUGAUUCCUUUAUUAAAACAACUGAUUGCUCGAUUCGAAGAAAAACCGAUCCGAGCUCCGACCUUAUUGAUGUGGAUUCAAGCGGUGCUGUUAUUACAUACCACCUAUCUAAUGACGGUGCCUGACUUGGUUGGCAAACUUGGCGGCUUCUAUCAAGCAUUAAAUACCCGUUUGACUCUUUUCCCGAAAAUGCAAAAACUGUACGGCCGCUUGGAACUCGUUGACAGUCAGAUCGAAUCACGACGCCGAUUUAUGUUGGCGGAUAAACAGGUGGAGAAGGCCAACCAACCUGUCAAUGUUUACGAUGAAGAAGACUCUGAUGAUGAGGCUGCCCAUGCUGAAACCUCGGCCCUCCAAGAAGAAGACAUGGAAGAAUUAGAAGGCUUCACAGACGAGGAAGAUAUGGAGGACGACGACGAGUCGAUGGAAGAAGGAGAUGACAUUUUUGAAGGGGAGGACGAAGAUGAAGAUGAAGAAGAUGACGAAGACCAGGAGCACGAAGAGUAAAUUUUAUUUUUUUCCCUACAAAAUCUUGACGAUUACCACAUGCAUUCACAAUCAAUAGUGUAUAUUUUAGACUAACCAUUAAAACCGAUCAUCAUAUGGAAGAAACAUGCAAUAAGACAAACU